CACGCUUCCCGGCAAUUCCCUCAGGCAGCCUUGACAACCCAUUGUCAAGCAGGGGCGCUUAGGGAUCUGUGUUCGUUGCGACUCGUUCAUAAUUUCUUCUUAUCGCUUGAUUUCUUGCUGAGCCAAUUUCCCAUGUAUCCCUUGAUUCUCUUUGCUUUGGCCUCCAGUCUUGUCAAACUCAUUGGCGCCACUGCGCCCGAUCCCUUGGCGGUUACGUUGGUAAGGCAGCAAUUCUUCAACGCGCAUAUCCCUCAGGAUGUAUUAGAGGGUGGAUUUAGCCCAAGUGCGCUUGUCAACUUGAGCUUUGGCUCUGUCGGACAAAUCUCGACCGGCCAGGCUUUGACUGUACGUGAUGUUGGUUCACAGCCCAAUGUUGUGGUUGAGAAAAUUUUCAUGAACAAUGCGAUCAAAUAUACCAUAUUGAUGUUGGACUUGAGUUACCCUGGCUCGAGUAACACCUCGGGAUACAACCUUCAUUGGCUUUCUAACAAUCUCGUACUUGGAAACGAUGGUACAUUGUCCAGUGGAACUGUGGUAAUCCCUUACGCUGGACCAAACCCUCCAUCGGGCGAUGGUCCUCAUCGAUACACAGUAUUUCUCUUUCAACAGCCCACGACCUUCGUGGCCCCCUCCUCUCCCAAGCCCAAUUCGGGGGUACAAAUAUUCAACUUGACAUCAUACAUGUAUGCUUCCAACAUUGGGUACCCCAUCGGAGGAAAUUACUUCACCGUGGAGGUUGGCACCGCAACCGUCAGCAUUCUACCGACAACUUCCGUAGACCCUUCAACAUUAACGUCAACAACGGAGCCCCUGAAAACAAUUUCAACUGGAAAAUAUCAUACAACAACUACUAAGGGUAGUGGAACCGCAUUGAUUACAAGCUUCGGCUCUGUACCUGGUGCAUUGUCAAGUAUUUUCUUGUUUGUCAUGUUUAUUUUCCAAGUAAUGUGACGUCUAGAUAUUAUGCUCCCUGGGAGUGGGGAGGGGACUGGAGCUGUACUUUUUUUACGACCUUCUUCCCGGACUCUGUUGAGACUCAAUUUUCUCCGUUUGACGCCCACGUCAUGUAUAUGAACCCAUUGCUUGCCCCCUCCCACUGACCCGUUUGCUGAGCCGUUCACGAAAUCCCUUGUCCUCUUCCUUCAUCGCUUGCCCUUGCGUUCGUGUGCCAACAUUGCCAUUAUUUACGAGUCCCUCAACAUUUCGAAUCCGCAACAUCCACCUUGUCGCAGAGUCUGAUACUGGAGUAAAGCGCCGGACAACAAUAUAUAAUUGCAUAAAGAUAAC
Messenger RNA from Cantharellus anzutake, 1287 nucleotides. Its product is annotated as phosphatidylethanolamine-binding protein. Bases 133 to 951 code for a protein of 272 amino acids. The transcript has 9 exons. The record is from RefSeq and is a predicted model, not a curated record. NCBI's taxonomy places the organism in Eukaryota, Fungi, Basidiomycota, Agaricomycetes, Cantharellales, Hydnaceae.